AUGGCUUUGAUUUUUGUACUCUCGGCGCAGGAUGCUGGGGAGGAAGGAGGUGAAGUAGAAGAGGACCGUUGGCAGCUUUUCCGGGAGGCAUGCGCGCAGCAGCCCGAAAUGGAUCCCGCCGACUUCCCUUACCGGGUGCUGGAUGAGGACCGCCUUCACGUCCUCCUUCUGGGGCCGCCGCUGACAGGCAAGAGCUCACUGGCAGCCCACCUCGAGCACGGCAAGCGGAAGAUUCUCUCCGUGGAUGCUGCCGUGGACUGGGCGCUGUCAGGACCUGCAACGCUUCAAGGGCCCGCAGAGGAGGAACGAAGAGAGAGACUGCGCAAGCUGAUGGCCACGCAAGAAGAGGAGCACGAAAAGGCAGAGAAGGAGCGAGAAGCCCAGGCCAAGAAGAGCAAGGAAGCGUUCGUGCCGCAAGCUACAAGAUACUCGUUGCCAAUAGAAGAUGUCACCUUCUUCCUGCAACGUCGAAUGCAGCUUCCUGACUGUAACGCUUGCGUUGUGUUCGACGGUGCCGACUCCAACUACUUGCCAUCAGCGGAGCAAGCUGUGACAGCGCUGCUUGGUGCGCUGUGGCCCGAGCAGCUCAUGGUGCUUUCUCUUUCACCAACGACGUGCGAGAAGUUUACCUUGGGCGAAGGCUUGAUGAAAGCCUCUCCGGAGAAUCCAGAUGAGGACGCAGAGCAGCUCAAGACCGAGGUCGCGGCAUUGCAGGCGCAGUAUGCGUCGCUGAAGGCGGCCGCAGAGAGCCGUGUGCAGCAGCUGGAGGCGAUUCUCCCUGAGGCGCAAGCGGGGGCGGAGAAGGCUGCGGCAGACCUCGAAGAGGCGACCGGCAAGCUGGCAGAGCUUUCGGAGAGGCGGAAGCAGAGGGCCGAGGAGGCGGAGGCUGCAGGCGCCGAGGCGGCAGCUGGUGUGGAAGCAUCAGAGGAGGUGGCAGAGAUCGUCGCCGAGAGUGCGGCAACCAUGGCCAAGGAAGAGCAGGACCCAGAGGCAGCCGAGGAAGCGAAGCUUCGUGAGGAGCUGGUGAACAUGGAGGAAGCUGUCAAACAAGCCAAGGCCAAGCAUGCGGAUCUGGAAGCUCAGCUCCAGCGUGCCCGCGAUGUGCUUCAGCAGCUACAGAAGCUUGAGGGACAGGAAGAGACGCUGAUCUCUCGCAGUCGCGAAGUGACAGCAUCCUUGGAGGCCAGCGUGGCCGGCUUCUUGGCCUCGAAGCGCCGCCCACGCGAAGAGGAGGCGGAGGCCGCGGAGGCCGCGGAGGGCGCCGCGGCGGAGGGCGGCCCGGCUCCGGCUGCGGAGACGCCGGAGGCCGCCGCAUCACCGGCACCCGGGAGCAGUCCAGGAGUGAAUGAAGAAGAGGCCACCCAGCCUGCAGUUGACGCCGAGUCACCGACGGAGCCUUUGCAGCCCUUUGCAAGCUUUGCAGCCAUUGGCCUCGAGUCCAGCUUCGAGGAGUCCGGGCCAGACUUCCCCAAGCUCCGGGCCAUUCUUGAUGACGUUGUGCCCGGCGCACGGCCUCCUCCCUGCAUCCCGAAGGAACCGCCCAUCCCUCCGCCGUCCUUCGCACAGGCGGUGGUGCAGAGGCCGCAUCUGCGCCUUCCACGAGCUGCCGUGGAGCGCUUCUCGCUCAUCACGCCGGCCGAGAAUGAGGAAGGCAGGACCUGGGCCCAGGGCCCCAGGGCCUAUGCGCAAAGCGGUCACGCUGUCACGCUGCCAGGGGCAGAGGAGCCAAGGAUGCUCGGCAGAAAACAGCUCACCGAGCUGAUUCUACGACGCCAGGGCCGGUCAAACUCUUUCAUUGCAAACUGUGUUGAGCCAAAGGGUGCUCGGCGAUUUUCCAAGGACGUCAUGCAGCCCACGCGGUGGUUGAUUGAGCCUCACGGGAAAGUGCGGCUCCUCUUGAAGUUCUUCUCGGAGGAGCUGUCGUCUGCAGGUUGCUGUAGGUAG
Molecule: messenger RNA, 1944 nt
Organism: Symbiodinium sp. CCMP2592
Lineage: Eukaryota; Dinophyceae; Suessiales; Symbiodiniaceae
Source: the annotation of a GenBank genome assembly